Cuscuta campestris is the source of this 1896-nucleotide messenger RNA. Lineage: Eukaryota; Viridiplantae; Streptophyta; Magnoliopsida; Solanales; Convolvulaceae. The record is from the annotation of a GenBank genome assembly.
UUAAUGUAUUUAAUUUCGUCUUUAGGUGAGAAAUAGCUAUCACAACUCUUUAAUUGUACUGAUUAAUUGUACUGUAUCAAGAUCUCAAGAUUUCAUGUCCUUUCAUGAAAAGUUAUGACCAGCCAUACAUGGAACUUUUCCUAAUACACUUUCAAAGAUGAUGAAAUAUAUGCCCGAUCAACUUUCCCUUGACGGGGUGACAAACGCGUUUUUACUAGACGGCACACAUGAUCAAAAGAGGUCACCCUGCCAUCCUGCAGAGUAUCACCGCACAAACAAUAGAAGGAACAAGGUUAGCUAGAUUCCAACGUAUCUGCAAAUAUGUACGGUUUGGACACAGGCACCGAAGAUGUGGAGCGAACCGCAUUCAGAAAGGCAGAGAAGAAGUACAAGUUCUACUACGAUAGCAACAGAAAGAAAAAACAUCCGAGACCUGUGGAUUUAUCAGAGGUGAUUGAUUUCAAGUCCAUCGCUGAGUGUUAUGCCAAGAAUGCCGAGCUCCCUGCUGGAAUUUCUGUGCUUCGAUGUGAUUUUGGUCGACCUGUUUUCUGCUUGGAAAGCCAUCCAGGAUUUUAUUUCAUUCCUGGUGCAUUAAGCAUUAAGGAACAGUGUUGUUGGAUAAAGGAGAGUUUAACUAGGUUUCCACAGCCACCUAAUAGAACAAACCACAAUGCCAUAUAUGGACCUAUAAAGGACUUAUUUGUUUCUUCCAAACAAGGCAUGGUAUUAGUUGAAGAGGAGCAGUCAUGCCAGAUGAAUGGUACUGAUGCUAACAAUGAUCCAAGUGUGGCAUGUGCUACUUCUUGGAAGUUUUCUGAUGUACAGAGUUUGUCAUCGAGAGGAGAAGCAUGCAAAUCAGUACCUGCCUCUGUUUUGCUUCGUAAGUUACGAUGGAGCACCCUAGGCUUGCAGUUUGACUGGUCCAAGAGGAGCUACAAUGUAUCUUUAUCUCAUAACAAAAUACCGGAUGAACUUUGCCAGCUUUCUUCAAAACUGGCAGCUCCUGCCAUGCAACCAGGCGAAAAAUUCCGGCCUGAAGCAGCAAUUGUCAAUUACUUUGGUCAAGGUGAUAUGCUCGGUGGUCACCUUGACGACAUGGAAAAAGAUUGGAGCAAACCUAUUGUGAGCAUGAGUUUGGGAUGCAAAGCUAUUUUCCUCAUUGGCGGGAAAUCUAGGGAGCAAAUGCCCCUUGCAAUGUUCUUACGUAGCGGUGAUGUUAUCCUUAUGGAAGGAGCUGCAAGGGAAUGCUUCCAUGGUGUUCCCCGGAUCUUCACCGACAAGGAACAUGCUGAAAUUUCAGAGCUGGAGUCGAGCUUUUCUUCAGACGAAGGUGACUCCUCAUUGUUGGAAUACAUUAGGGUUUCCAGAGUAAACAUCAAUAUCAGGCAAGUUUUCUGAUCAUCACCAUACCCAAAGUGACACAAAAAAAACAUAGCGCCUUCAUCACAUGAUACCGAAAGUCACUUCUUCUUCUCGGCCCCUCAAGAUGUGGCUCUGCAAAUAUUGUACGCCGUAUUUCGCGUUAGGAUUUUGUAUUGCACUUGUUGCAUUUUUAGGCAUGCUGCUAAGGGAUUAAGCUUAUGAGCUAUUUGUCUCCCAUUUUCCUUUCAUGCCAAGGUUAUUUAUUAAUACCCCUCCAGGUCCGUGUAUUCCCUCUCUGCCCUCCCCUUAUGUGGCGGUGGGCCCCCUAUUUUCCCUCUGUUCUGUUUUUUGUUUUCAGUUAUAAAAAAAACACAUCUUUUUGAUGUGGUGGGUUGUAGAUCAUUAGAUGUGUUUUUUGUGUCCUUUUCAGGUGGUUUGUUGCUCUCCGCCUCUCCCUUGUUUCGUCGUAUGUUUUUCAAGUGUAUGCUGGUUUUACUUUUUAGAAAAUUUUGGUAGUAAAAAGUAUUCCCUAGU